Molecule: messenger RNA, 646 nt
Organism: Tilletiaria anomala UBC 951
Lineage: Eukaryota; Fungi; Basidiomycota; Exobasidiomycetes; Georgefischeriales; Tilletiariaceae
Exons: 3
Coding region: 105-644 (179 amino acids)
Source: RefSeq, a predicted model, not a curated record
CCUCUACACGCUGCGAUGCCUUCGUUCCAUGGAACGUGCGAAACGGAAACAGCAGUUUUAGCUGGUCUUCUCGCCCUCUGAACGAGAACAGAAGCGAUUAGAAAAUGCCGGCGGUCAAUCUGUUCGGGAAGGGCACAUUGGUCAAGGCAUCGUCUGGGCUCUCCAGAGAGGCAUAUGCCCUUGUCGAUGGCUCACCUGAGACGAGCUGGACAUCCGCUGGCUCUCCUUCUUCCGAAGCGGACCCAUCAUCUGCACGGCACUCGCUCACUUUCACUUUACGGUCCGACGUUGACACUGACGACAACGAAGGGCUUUCGGACGCUGAAGAAGAUGAAACUGCUGCUGUGCAACUACAGAAGCUGGAGAGUCUAGUUCUCACUUUCCAGGGAGGGUAUAGUGCACUAGGGGUCCUGCUGUUGGCCAAGGCUCAGGCCCCCGUAGGGGUGGGUGAGGAAGAGCGUAGCAGCUGGCACCAGCUGGCAGAAUUCUGGCCGGAGGACUCAAAUGCAAGGCAGGAGUUCUUAAUACCGCCAUCGAAGCACAAUAGCUCGGCGCGAAUAUUGAGGUUGUUGUUGAACGGUAGUGCAGACGGCUUUGGAAGAAUCACUCUCUACGGUGUUGAGCUGUAUGGUAGUCGAACAUGAGC